AUGAGAGUGAUUAAGGACAAUGCAAGGGAAACAAGGCUAAUGAGUAUGAUUGCACAAGAUAUGAGUGGUAGGAAAAUGCAACUUGCUUUGUGGGAUGGUUUUGCAUUGAAGUUGAACAGCUACAUACCUGGUAAAGCUCAAUACUUAGGGUGUGAUGGUGAACCAUUAAAUUGUGAUGGCUCCGGAGGAGUUUCUGAUGUGUACGACAAGGUAAGGGUCGUAAUACGUGUUGAAGAUGAAAAUGGGUCUGCUUCUUUUGUAUUGUUUGACCAUCAUGAUCAAGGACGCCAAAAGAUCCCCGAUGAGUUCAAUAUCAUGCUUAAUAGGAAGUUUGUUUUUAAAGUUCAGAUUUCAAAGUUUAAUCUCCAGAACAAUUAUCACGGCUACACUGUUAAUAAGAUGAUUGAUGAUGAACUUGUAGUUGUUGCAGUUUUCAAACAUUCACCUGCAUACGAAGAAGACAACAUUCAUUCUGAUGUGACACUGACAACUACUUCACUCAAACGGCCUAUUGAGAUUGUUACCACCAGUGAAUCAUUUGAAUGCUCUUGCUCAAAAGAUGGUAUUACUCCUCAUACCCUCAAGCUCUAA
Lactuca saligna is the source of this 591-nucleotide messenger RNA. The record is from the annotation of a GenBank genome assembly. NCBI's taxonomy places the organism in Eukaryota, Viridiplantae, Streptophyta, Magnoliopsida, Asterales, Asteraceae.